Molecule: messenger RNA, 1606 nt
Organism: Meloidogyne enterolobii
Lineage: Eukaryota; Metazoa; Nematoda; Chromadorea; Rhabditida; Meloidogynidae
Source: the annotation of a GenBank genome assembly
AUAUUUUUUUCUUACUUUUAUUUUGGGUAAUUGUUUGGCUGACUUCCCCCCCCCCUAUUUUUCUUUCUAUUUUCCCCUAUUUUUUCUCUCUUUAUGGCAAAUUAUAUAUCGGGCAAAAAAGCUCAAAAUGGUCAGGGAACUAGGAAAAAUGGGAGGGUCAGCCAAACUAUUACCCCUUUAUUUGCCAAUAUAUAAUAUUUUUCUGGUGAUGACUGAAUCAGUAUUUAAUGAUAGACCAUUUUUGGAAUUUUUGUCUACUCAAGGAGAAGAUCUUAUUCAACAAUUAUAUGAAUCGCAGCAUUGUGUUAUUGCUAUUAUGAGAAUGUUACCUUUUGAUGUUCAACAGUGUUUGAUACAAUUAAUGUUUAUAAAAAGCAAGGAUUGGUUUUCUGGCAAUGAAAAAAUGUGGAAACAAGCUAUUAAUUCUUUACAACUCCUUAAAAAAUUGGGUAUUUUAGAAGGUGAUUUGGAACAUGAAAAUUUGAGAUUAAAUUUAGAUUUUCGAAUGAAUUAUAUUGCAAGCCUUUUAACUAGUCUAAAUAAAUUGUCAGGAUUAUCUUCUCACCCUUUAGAUGAUAAAUCACAAAAAUCAGCAAAUAAAGAUUUACUUGGAAAAAGUAUUUCGAGAUGGGAAUCAAUUUUAUGUUAUUUGGCUCUUCCUAAUGAAACACCUGAUAAAAGUGUUUCAGAAACAACACGUUCACUUUUUCAUUUUAUUGGAUUAAUCAAAGGAAGCACAAGAGAACCAGAAAUUUCUUCAUCUGGAUUUCAAUUUCUUUUAAUGAGUAGAAGUGAACAAAUUUGGACUUAUUUAAUUCAUUAUUUUCGUUUUUUAUCUUCAAAGAAUGAGCCAAUAUUUCCUUUAAUUGAAUUCUUUUUAAGACUAACUAUUUGUAUUCAACCAAAUGAAGGGAAAAUUAGCCCUCAAGUUCUCGAUCAAACAUGGCCAGAAAAUAUUCAAGCAUUUUUAAUGACACUUAGGGAAAUUGGCCUUAUAUUCAUUCGAAAAAGAAAGGAUGGAUGGUUUUUAUUAACCCCUUUAUUUGUUGAAAUAACUAGAGAAAUUGGAAAUGGAGGAGAAAUUGUGGAAAAUUCAAUGGAGAAUAAAGGAGAAGGGCUAAACAAAAAUGGAUUUCUUAUUGUUGAAACAAAUUAUCGUAUUUAUGCUUAUACAAACUCAACACUUCAAUUGGCAAUAAUUUCAACAUUUGCUGAAAUUAUUUAUCGAUUUCCAAAUGUUUCUAUUGGUUUACUCAGCAGAGAUUCAAUUAGACGGGCUUUACAGACGGGUAUAACAGCACGUCAAAUCUGUCAAUAUUUACGAUCAAAUUCGCAUCCACAAAUGCAGCAACAACAUUCGUCCUCUAUUCCUACGUCGUCAACCUCAUUGAUUCCUGUAACAAUUACUGAUCAGAUUUACUUAUGGGAACAAGAGAGACGAAGGUUUACAUGUGCGGAAGAAGCCGAAUUUGUUGCAUUUCGUGAUUUUUCACUUGAAAAUAAAUUUGCAUUUUGGUAUUGCAAUAUUUCAAGGCAAGUUCUAAUUGAUUCAGAAUGGGAUGGACGUGUUAAAGAUUGGUGGACAGAAUAUAGAAAAACUUUAUGA